This is a messenger RNA of Miscanthus lutarioriparius, 1719 nucleotides long. NCBI's taxonomy places the organism in Eukaryota, Viridiplantae, Streptophyta, Magnoliopsida, Poales, Poaceae. The record is from the annotation of a GenBank genome assembly.
AUGUCUCAAUCUUCUCCUUUCUUCUCCAUCGGCCGAGUGCACGCUGGAGCAGGAGGGCGAGCUGCGGCAGCCGCUCUCCUGCUCCAUCGCCCCAUUGUUCAGCUGCCACAUAGCAUUCAUGGCCUAAGGUGUUUCUCUUCAUCCAAAGUGACACCUGCCAAGACGCUGCAAUCACACCUCAGCCUCCCCUGCGCCACACUGUCCUCCUUUGCCGAUGCCGAAGAUGGCUCCAGUGCGAAAGCCAGCGACACGAAGGCUGGGGAGGAGCAGAUCGGGGAAUGCGAGAUGUCAGAGAUGGCGAAGGCGUUCCAUAUCUCACCACGGAUGGCGAUGUCGAUCUCUGUGAUGAUUGCAUUCGCUGCCCUCACCGUACCGCUGGCGAUGCGCUCACUGGUCUGCCAUGGGACCUUCAAAAUGAACGCACUGGCAUACUUUACGCUUCUGUCAGGGUUCUAUAUGGCAUGGAAUAUUGGGGCGAAUGAUGUUGCAAAUGCCAUGGGGACGUCAGUUGGGUCCGGAGCUUUGACACUCCGGCAGGCGGUGGUGACUGCAGCAGUGCUAGAGUUCUCCGGUGCAUUCCUUAUGGGGACCCAUGUCACCAGCACCAUGCAGAAGGGAAUACUGGUUGCAUCUGCCUUCCAAGGAAAGGACUCUCUGCUCUUCGCUGGACUGAUAUCCUCCCUCGCUGCUGCCGGUACAUGGCUGCAGGUUGCUUCGUCAUAUGGCUGGCCUGUCUCAACUACACAUUGUAUCGUUGGGGCCAUGGUUGGUUUUGGGCUGGUGCAUGGAGGGGUGAAUGCAGUUUUCUGGAGUUCUUUGGCUAGAGUAUCUUCAUCUUGGGUCAUUUCUCCUUUGAUGGGUGCAGCAGUCUCUUUUGUUGUUUACAAGUGCAUUCGCAGGUUUGUAUACAGCGCACCAAAUCCAGGCCAGGCUGCAGCUGCUGCUGCACCAAUCGCAGUCUUUGCUGGUGUCACUGCAAUCUCGUUUGCUGCUUUUCCUCUCAGUAAGGUGCUUUCCAUUGCCAUCCUGCAAGCAGUGUCCAGUGGGGCAAUAGGAGCCAUCAUUGUUUCCCGAGUGAUCCAAAAACAGCUAGGUGACUUAUUGUCUUCAGAAGCAGAAAAGAUAGCAUCUGCUGAGAAGUCAAAUGUUCAGCAGGCUGGACUUCUUUCGGACAUUGCUGGCCCUACAGGAGCUCAGUUGCAGAUUGUGUAUGGAGUAUUUGGUUACAUGCAAGUCUUAUCGGCAUGCUUCAUGUCAUUCGCUCACGGAGGAAAUGACGUCUCCAAUGCCAUAGGGCCCCUGGCUGCAGCUUUGUCCAUUCUUCAAGGUGUGGCAAGCAGUGCUGAGAUAGUCAUACCUACUGAAGUUCUUGCUUGGGGUGGUUUUGGAAUUGUUGCAGGGCUUACAAUGUGGGGAUAUAGGGUGAUAGCAACAAUUGGCAAGAAAAUCACAGAACUAACACCUACUAGGGGCUUUGCUGCAGAGUUUGCAGCAGCUUCAGUUGUCUUGUUCGCAUCAAAGCUUGGGUUGCCUAUAUCUGCCACGCAUACACUUGUUGGAGCGGUGAUGGGUGUCGGAUUUGCAAGAGGGCUCAAUAGAGUCAGAGCAGAGACAGUUCGUGAAAUUGUGGCGUCCUGGUUGGUCACAAUUCCAGUUGGUGCUGUCCUAUCUAUCUUCUACACAUUGAUCUUGACCAAAAUUCUGGCAUACUUCGUGUGA